AUGGCUCAAUCUAGAACAGUGCCUAAAGUUAUCGGGCUAAUUUCUCUCUCAAUCCUCCUUAUAACUUCCCUUUUAUUAUUAUCUGUUUACCACGAAGAAAUAUUGCAUGCAGUUUUACCAAUUGCUAAAAGGCUUUCUCGUCAUCAAUUCUCAUUUUUGAUUCCGCUAGGCUUGAUCGCUGCAUCUUCAGUACCCCCAUUAGCCGGUCAAGAUCCCAUAUCUAUUGUCGUAGGAGCUGUAUGGGGUCUUAACGUCGGUUUUUGGACCGUUGUCUGGGGCAUCUUUCUUGGAGAGUCCAUUGCAUUUCUAGGAUAUCGCUACUUUUUAGAAGAGAAAGCUCAAGAAUUUCGAAGUCGACAUCAAGAGCAUUACGGCACAUUUGUCAAAAUUCUUGAAGAAGGAAGCUAUCCUCUUAUUUGGCUAAUUCGUCUUAGUUUUUUACCAACUCAUUUUACGACAGUCUUUUUCAGUACUAUUCCCCACGUAUCUUAUGUCGGCUGGUCGAUUGCAUUUUGGUUUUCUUGCUUCAAGUACCUUGUUCCUGUGUAUGCCGGAGUAUGUUUGGCAGCCAAUACUUCCACUACAGCAAAUGUCAUCGGGAUUGUUUUAAGUGGUAUUAUCACUAUUGGCACCUUUAUUUUGUUAGUACACAAGUAUAGGAGAAUAAAGGAACACCAUACUCCAACUCCUCGCCCAGUCAGUCGAUCUACAGAGCUAAAUGCUUUGGAAUCCCAGCAGUCUGAAUUGGAUCAGGAUCAAAAUGAGAUCACAAGUGAUUACGACAGAGCUGCCCGUGAACGUGAACAUUUACUAUCUUCUUAA
Molecule: messenger RNA, 822 nt
Organism: Schizosaccharomyces osmophilus
Lineage: Eukaryota; Fungi; Ascomycota; Schizosaccharomycetes; Schizosaccharomycetales; Schizosaccharomycetaceae
Product: SNARE associated Golgi protein
Exons: 2
Coding region: 1-822 (273 amino acids)
Source: RefSeq, a predicted model, not a curated record